Molecule: messenger RNA, 4995 nt
Organism: Trichoderma harzianum CBS 226.95
Lineage: Eukaryota; Fungi; Ascomycota; Sordariomycetes; Hypocreales; Hypocreaceae
Exons: 1
Coding region: 1-4995 (1664 amino acids)
Source: RefSeq, a predicted model, not a curated record
AUGCCCCGGCGCAGGAAGACCGGAUUCCAACCCGCUUCGUUCAACCUCCGCUGGCACAGCAUCGCGGACCCCAACACGCCUAGUGUUGAUAUUAUGAGCUCGCCUGACCCGCUGAACGAACCCACUAUAUCGUAUCCUAGCUUUGCGCCUCAGUCAUCGGUCUCGUCGCGUCGCGUGUCGCGCAGCCCGCAACGGAGAAUCUCGUUAGCCUCGUCCAAGAAACAGAAACAGAAACAGACGUCUGAGCUGCAAGCCCGGGAUUCAUUGUCGCCGCAGCGGUUACGAGCCCCCGGCGAGACGGAGGGCGACGACGAGAUGGCCUCUGUAUCCAGCGGCACGAGGAGGAAGCUCUUCAAGUCGCCGGUUCAGUCGCCCACAGUGCGGCGCAGGGCGGAUGACACAAUCACGACCACGGUCCCGCUGAGGGAAUCCGUCGAAGAUGAGCUCACAGCUGCGGUAACUCCUAGUAGGAGACGAAGCCGCGCUCGGCCUUCCAAUGGAACACCUCUUCCUACGACGGGAGUCAAGAGGAGGGCGGGAUCACCAAUCAGCAGAAAUCCACGGCGCAUACGUGAUGAGAGAUUCACAGGGGGAAACACCGGGGAGCUACAUUUUGAGGAGAAAGAGAAUGUUCAGGCCACGCCUGCAACCGCAAAGCGAGGGCGUCCGCCCAAAAACAAGGCCGCCCAACCGUCCAGCGAACUAGGAACCGCGAAACGAGGGAGAAGACGACGGGCAAUGGCCCCCGAUGAGUUGGUCGGAAUCACGGAAGAAGCGGCGGCUGAAAGAAGCUUACAAGAUAUUCGCCGGCCAAGCGAAACCCAGCCUCCCUCGAGGCAAAGUGCCAAUGGCAGUGCUUCAGGUUCUAAUGCUGCAUCCAAUGCCGAUACAGAAUCAAUGGACGAUGACGAUGAGCCGACACCUAAGGCCUCAGCACAGCCUUCAACGAUAACAUUACCUUCCAAAAACAGGCCGCUAGGAGCUGCUGAUAAUAGAAACACUGACCGUGCUCCAGAAGCAAGCGACCAUUCCACCGUGGAUGAGCACCAUGACUUUAGCUCUCAGACCAACGACACGAUUGCCCAGGGUGAAGAUUUUAGUAUGAUCUUCAUGGACUCCAUUCCUUCUUUGCAGAACAGUUACAUUGGCAACAGCACUGCCCAUGAUGAUGACGAACUUGGUGAAGACACACAUAUUAUAAUCAACAAUACUCUGGCUUCACUACGGCAGGAGGUCGCUCAAAGCAGCGAUCCAGUAGAUAUCACAGAGGCAAUCGAGAUCCCUGAAGUUCCCGAGCUGGAAGAUUCGCCAGAAAAAGAGGUGGAAUUCAUUCCGAUCAUACGGGAAUCCGCCAGAAAUGCGCGUCUAAGUGACAGUCCGUGGUGGUCUCGCAAACCUAAGAAGAUGGGAUCAUCACCGACAAGACACCAGACGACGUUGUUGAGGUCAGCCGCAAAGAGGUCAGGGAGACUAUUCAAGUUCGACCAACGGGAGGAGGAGCCGACGCCCACUAAGAUUGGUAAACGGCCGGCAUCCGCACAUUCCCAAGAGCGCCAGUCGAAAAUUUACGAAGACUCCUUCUCUGAGAUUCCUCAGAAUUUCCUUGAUGCUGCCACCCCUAAGCCCAUAAAUUUUGCCGCCACUCGAACCGAACGAGAAGUUGAUUUGAUGGAAUACGGAUUGCAUGGAGAGGAAGGGGAACCAGUCGAGGAGGAACCAGCCCAGCAUACCGAAGAACCCGCUGAAGAUGACGUUGAAGAAUAUGUCGAUGAAGAUGCGGAGGAUGUUGCAGACGAGGGGCCGGUAACUGCACAAAUCCAGAGAACGGCUGGGCCAAGUACGAUUAGGCUACCAACACCGCCAUCGCCUGAUAUAAUAAGUUCUCCCGUACGGGAUGUCGUCGAAGAGAGUGAGGACGAGGUGCGCGAGGAAUUCAAAGGGCAUGAAGAAUUCGAAGAACACGAAGGGCAGGAAGAAUAUAAAGAGCACGCAGAACAAGAGGAACAUGAACAUGCGGAACAAGAGGAAUUUGAAGAACACGAGGAGCAUGAAGAAGAACCGGACCAGGACCUGGAGUUGGAGGAGGAAGAAAGAGGAGAAGAAGAGCUGACAGACCACGAAGAACAACAUGAAGAAAUGGAAGACAAUCAGGAGGAGGCAGAAAUGGAAGAGUUUGAAGAGCAUGGACUGCAAGAUGAAGAAGAGGAAGAAGUGGAACAACUGGAACAAGAAAUGGAAGAAGACGAAGAGCAGCAGGAAGAUGAGGGAAAGCAUAAUGAGAAUGAAGAAAUCGAGGAGUACGAGGCGCACGAGCACGAGCACGACCAUGAGCAUGAACACGACCAUGAACAGUACGAGCACGAGCAUGAGGAGUAUGAACACGAGCUGGAGGAGCAUGAGGAACACCAAGAGCUUGAGGAGCAUGAGGAGCACGAGGAGCCCGCAGAGCCCGAAGAGCAUCUCUACGAACCUUCACAUCGCUUGCGAGCAGACCUGUUUGCACGCCAACAGCCUGCGCACAAAGACUAUUAUGCCGACGAAGAAAUGCGCUCCGAUCCUCUAGAGCAACCCGAGCAGCUGGAGCCGACGCCUGAGUACGAAGCGCAGCCAGUGAAAGCCACACCACUCCAUCAGAUGUCAUCGCCACUCCAGGACCCUCAAACCGUCCCUGCAGAACCCGUGCAGUAUCCGGCAAUACGACCUGUCCUUUCUUCAAUAAUGCGAGCUGGCCGUGUUUUACAAAACGUCACUUCAGAUCCACCAUCGCCAGGAGACCGAGAGAAACAUCUGGGAAGCCCAUUCAGGAGUUCCGCAAGCAAAGAGUCAUCACAAGGCGCCAAAGAAGACAGAUAUCAGCUCUCGAGCAAAAGUCCGCCACAGAUGUUCCCUUUUGGCCGCGACCAAUCGACUAUUAACAGGGCGUCUGUGAGUCAUACAGUCACUGCCAAAACCGCGGCUUUUGGUAUGGGCAGUACCGGUGUACGCCGGCCGCUUGAUGUUGGGCCAAAGGAAAUCCUACAUAGGAAGCGACCGUCAUCAAGAGAAUCCGUAGCAAGCUCUCUAGGCAACACACCGCCAAGUGGCAGUGCCACGAAUUGGUUCGAAAGGGAGGGUCCAAUAAGUCCUCUUAUAAAGGGAGUUAACUCAUUCCUGCAAUCAUCGCGCUUCUCGAGCAUUAGGCAUGCUAUUCCGUUUGUUCAAGUUGACGGCGCCGCAGAGGACGAAGAGGAAGAGGAGGAGCAAGCGGAAGAAGAAAUGGAAGAAGAGGAUGAAGAAGACGAGGAAAUGGAAGAACAAGAGCAAGAGGUAGAGGUAGAAGCAGAGGAGGAGGAGCAGCAAGAAGAAGAGGAAGAAGAAGAAGAGGAAACAGAGGAGGAGGAAGAGCCAGAAGAGCUGGAAGAACCAGAAGAGCUAGAGGAACAGGAACAAGAACCGGAGCAGGAAUAUGAAGAACAAAUCCAGGAACAGGGGCUGGAGCAGGAAUAUGAAGAACAGCUGCAGGAACAGCAAUCCGAAGAGGAUGAGGAAGAUGAAGAGGACGAUGACGAUGAUAUUGAUAUCUGGGAAUACGAAGCACGGCGAGAAGUACCGCCUCGCCAAGAACUUCAGCAGCCGCUAAUGCCUUUGGCACAGGAUCGCGGCACGGUGCCGGGCCUUUCAAAUUCCUGGAGAGACGCAAAAGGGGCACCUGCUGCACCCGUUGCGGCUCCAAAUGAUUUGUCAAAAUCAUCUCGCAUGAGGCAGUCGAUUAGCCGGCGCGCUGAGGAGAAUUUUGGAGGCGAGGAGCGCUCUGUGAUUUCACGGAACCAGCAGGAACACGAGCCCGCAGCUGCGUCUAAAUCCAAGCGGUUUGAUCUAUCAUCCUUUUUCUCCUCACCAGCUGCUAUUCCCGGCUUGUUGGCUGAAAAAUUCAUGUCACCCAAAUCCAAGAAAACUGCUGAGGCAACAGUUCAGCAGGCAGAGCCUGCUAAACCCCGACAAGAACCUCCAACAGUGCCUGCGACAGGAAUCUUUUCAAGACCUUCUCAGAAUGGAAAUGUUCCGCGAACUGUUCGUCGCAAAGAGCCUAUAUCUUCAACUGUUCGGCCUAGUCCUCUGGCUGAUGAGCAAGUGGCUGAGCAACCUGCAUCCCCUGGCACUCCUCCUGAGGAACCUUCUCUCCCUGUCAUUCCUCAGAAGCAAAACUUUACGCCGCGGCCGCGACAAUCCAGCGAAUCCUUCUUUCAGCCCUCGUCCUCACUCGCAGCUGCAACUCCACCAAGGAUGCAGUUGACCCAUGACGAUAUUCAUAGGUGGCAGCUCGAAACCUCAAGUGCAAAUGGAAAUUCGCCCACCAGCCCAUCCGCAUUGAGGCCACUGCCGUCAAAACAUGUCUCGCCAAAGAAAUCAAGUCUUCGCUCUCCUCUUAAACCGCAUACUCCAGGACGAGUGGUUGAGUUUACAAGCAGCGUGUUGUCGCCUCAAGAGCAAGCUCAAAUUCGCGAACAACGCGGCCGAGCUAACGAAGAGGUAUCCCAGGAGGAUAUCCGCACCGCCGCCGUACCAACCCAUGCAGAGCCGCGGGCAGGCAAAGGAAGCAUGGGCAGGCAGCAGAAGCAACCGCCACAAAAGCUCGCACCGAAGGUUAUUCAACCCGCAGGCGUGACAAAGAAACGGCCGACAAAGAAGCGAGGGAGACGAGAGCCCCCGUCCGAGACGGUCUGGACCCGUCGACACUGGAUCUUCCUCGAUACACUCUUGCAAAUGCGGCGACAGCGCCCAUUUAGCGAGGAGUACGAGCCUGUCUCCCGACGGUACCUUGGAAAAGUCGUCACUAGCAUGGGCGAGUCUUUGGUGCUGCAGAAGUGGCAUCUCGAGUGCGUGGACGCUUUUAAAUCCCAGAUAGGGGGCUGGGAUGAAGGCGAGCUCGCCAAGAGACUCUUUGCGCUCAUUCUCGGAGAAGCACAGCGGCGUCGAAACUCUGUUGGCUCAUCUCCCGGAGUGAUCUUUCAUUGA